Messenger RNA from Stylonychia lemnae, 660 nucleotides. The record is from the annotation of a GenBank genome assembly. NCBI's taxonomy places the organism in Eukaryota, Ciliophora, Spirotrichea, Sporadotrichida, Oxytrichidae.
AUGUCUCCAGUACUAGCAGCCAAGAAAUUCUGGGAUAAAAAAGAAUUUGAUUGGGUUGAUGAGUUCGUAUCCUAUCAAGAUGUAUUUAUAAAGGAGAACCCAAAUUCAACAAAAAUAGGUUGUAUAUUGAAUGCUUACAUAAUGGAAUUUAAGUUUAAGGUUUAAGGAAACAUUGGAAAAGAAUAUCAAGGAGCUUGGAAUUUAAAAUACUAAGAGUCAAGAUUAAACGUUUUAGAGAGCAUGCUACAUAUUCUUAUACAUAUUGAGGCACGUAAUGGCAAUGAAAACAAACGACUAAAAGUGAUUUUGCUAUUGAUAGGAGCAGAUGGUUCUAAAAUGAAAUUUUCUGAUGAAUGGGUUUACCAUCAAGCAAGAAAUUUGUUUAUUUUUGAUGAUAAUUUCGUUCAUGAAGUUUAGAAUGAAGUUAAUACUAAAAGGCUAAUAUUUAUUAUUGAUAUCUGGCAUCCAGAUUAUUCAGACGAAGAAAUUUAAUUCUUUGAGGUACUCGAGAAAGAAUCGUAUAAAAUGGGCCUAAUUUAGAGAUGUUAUGAUAAAGGAAUAAAUAUGGAGGAGCAGAAUAGAAUUAUUAGUCAAUAGCCUACAAAUAUAACAGAAUCAAUGGCAGAAUAUGAAUAAAACAUUUUUUUCUCUGAUAAAUGA